AUGUCUUGUAUAAAUCCUCAAGAACGACAAGAAUUAAUUCAAACUUAUGAGAAUCAAUUAAAAGAAUAUUAUAAAAAAUUUGAAGAUUUAUUAAGUGAACUUUCAUGGGAUAUAGAAUCUUUAAGAAUUCGUGAACAGGAAUCCAAAUCAUCAAUAACAUGUCCUUUUAAUUCUGCUCAUAAAGUUCCUACAAAAUCUUAUGAGAAACAUUAUAAAAGAUGUGAACUAAAAUCUCAUGGAAUUACUACUGAUUAUGGGAAGCGAAAACAUUUACCAAGUUCGAACUUUUUUUAUCAGAAUGCACUUACUGUAAUAACCUUGACUGAAGGACAAAGUUUAUCCGUUAAUCAAAGACUUGGAGCAUACGAAAAAGAAAUUGCGAUAUCUAAUCAAAUUCGUGAAGUAAAUCAAAAACAAAAACGUGACGAAUAUCAAAAUUUUGAUGAAGUUUGGAAUGCUGUUCAAAAAAAAAAGGGAGAAAGUCAAGGGCAAAAGUCACGUACUGAAUUAUUAGCCGAACAACGUGAUUAUAAACCGGCAUAUAUGGAAGAUUUCAAAUUAUUGGGAGAAUUUGAAAAAGAAAUGGAGUAUCAAACCCAAAAAUCUUAA
Messenger RNA from Scutellospora calospora, 609 nucleotides. The record is from the annotation of a GenBank genome assembly. NCBI's taxonomy places the organism in Eukaryota, Fungi, Glomeromycota, Glomeromycetes, Diversisporales, Gigasporaceae.